Eufriesea mexicana is the source of this 1270-nucleotide messenger RNA. Its product is annotated as regucalcin. Bases 139 to 1176 code for a protein of 345 amino acids. NCBI's taxonomy places the organism in Eukaryota, Metazoa, Arthropoda, Insecta, Hymenoptera, Apidae. The transcript has 6 exons. Gene Ontology annotation, biological process: L-ascorbic acid biosynthetic process. The record is from RefSeq and is a predicted model, not a curated record. Gene Ontology annotation, molecular function: enzyme regulator activity; calcium ion binding; gluconolactonase activity.
GACUAUCAGCAGGUUCGGUGAAUGGGGAAAUACUAUAUAAAGAGCAAGGCAAAGUAAGAAUCGAAACUAAUUCAUUAUUUCUUUUCUCAAAGUGUCUUAAGAAAUUGUGAGUUUUCGUUUAUUACGCACUUUACAAUUAUGAGCAUUUUUUCACAUACAAUGCAAAAUAUUAUUUGUGAAGUUUUAUUUCUUGUACUAUGUAUUGGUUUUUUUGUGCAUGGCAGAGAGAUUGGUACAAAGCACCAGGAUAUUGAUGAAUUAGUUAUUGAACCAAUUGUAGGUAGGUUUGACCAUAGCGAAGGUCCUCACUGGGAUUAUCAUACACAAAAACUUUAUUUUGUUGAUAUAGAAGCACAAAAAAUUUGUAGAUUUGAUCUUGCAACAAAAAAUCUUUCCUGCAUAUUUAUAGAAAAUGGACCUGUUGGGUUUGCCAUUCCUAUUAUUGGAGAACCUAAUAAACUUAUAGCUGGUAGCGGUACAGAUUUUAUUCGAGUUACAUGGGAUGGUCACAAGAAUUUCACAAAAUCUGCACCUGAAACACUUGCUAUUGUUGAUACUAAUCGCAAUAAUACUAGAUGGAAUGAUGGAAAAGUGGAUUCAUCAGGAAGAUUCUGGGGUGGAACAAUAGGACCAGAAGUAAAUGAUGUUGUUGUACCCAAUCAAGCAUCUUUGUAUCGUAUUGAUUCUCAUUUUAAACCAAAAAAGGAAUUAUCUCCUGUUACCAACAGCAAUGGCUUAGCUUGGAAUAUUCAAGAUGAUACAUUUUAUUAUAUUGAUACUCCUACGCGUCAAGUAGCAGCAUUUGAUUUUGAACCUAUCAAUGGAAUUAUAUCAAAUAAAAGAAUUGCAUUUGAUCUUCAGAAAACAAAUAUUUCUGGAUUACCAGAUGGUAUGACAAUAGAUACAGAUGGAAAUCUUUGGGUAGCUUUGUAUGGUGGAGGUGGCGUGGUCAAUGUUAAUCCACACACUGGUAAAGUAAUACGCUUUGUGAAGCUUCCUGUUACAAAAGUAACUAGUUGUACGUUUGGAGGACCUUUGUUUAAUACUUUAUUUGUAACAACAUCUAGCCGUGAUUUAACUGAAAAGGAACUUGCAGAAGAACCAUUUGCUGGUUAUGUUUUUGCUGUAAAAGGCUUAAAUGUAUAUGGUCUUGCAGCAAAUUCAUUUAAGGACUAAAUAAUCAUUUUUAAUACCAGAUAUUACAUUCCUUGUAUUCACUGUACACAAAUAAUAUUUAAAAGAAGAAACUAAUAAAAAUAAUAAUAUAAAA